Leptosomus discolor (cuckoo roller) is the source of this 1761-nucleotide messenger RNA. RefSeq names its product acyl-CoA 6-desaturase. Gene Ontology annotation, molecular function: oxidoreductase activity, acting on paired donors, with oxidation of a pair of donors resulting in the reduction of molecular oxygen to two molecules of water. Gene Ontology annotation, cellular component: membrane. Gene Ontology annotation, biological process: lipid metabolic process. NCBI's taxonomy places the organism in Eukaryota, Metazoa, Chordata, Aves, Leptosomiformes, Leptosomidae. The record is from RefSeq and is a predicted model, not a curated record.
AGCGAGACAAAGAGCAGGGAGGACAUGAGCGAAGGCGAAGGGAGAGGAGAGGGGACCAGCUGAGCGAAAUCACGCAGGAAAAGCUCUUCCCCUCCCGCGCAUCCCUAAGCAGCGCAGGGCCAGGUUCCCCCCAACCCCCUUUUGGGCAAGAAGACAAAAGAAACCGGUGGCCUCAUGGGGAAAGGCGGGGAGAAAGGAGGGGAGUCGGGGGAGCCGGAACCGCAGAUCCGCUUCUACACCUGGGAGGAGAUCCAGAAGCACAACCUGAGGACGGACAAGUGGCUGGUGAUAGAACGAAAGGUUUAUAAUGUCACCAACUGGGUACGCAGACACCCGGGGGGUCAACGAGUGAUCAGCCACUGCGCCGGAGAAGAUGCCACGGAUGCAUUCCAGGCCUUCCAUAUCAAUCCCACCUUGGUGAAAAAGUUUCUCAAGCCGUUACUUAUUGGAGAGCUUGCUCCAGGGGAACCUAGCCAGGACCGAGGUAAAAAUUCCCAGCUGGUGGAGGAUUUUCGGGCCCUGAGGAAGACAGCAGAGGACAUGAACUUGUUCAGAGCAAAUCCUUUGUUCUUCUCUCUUUGGUUGAGCCAUGUUAUCGCAAUGGAAGUUUUGGCUUGGUUAAUGGUUUCAUACUUUGGUACUGGCUGGAUCUCAACUCUCAUCCUCGCCUGCAUCCUUGCAACUUCCCAGAUCCAGGCAGGGUGGCUACAACAUGAUUUUGGACACCUCUCUGUCUUUAAGAAGUCUUCCUGGAACCACAUCGUCCACAAGUUUGUCAUUGGACACAUGAAGGGUGCCUCUGCAAACUGGUGGAACCAUCGUCACUUCCAACACCAUGCCAAACCCAAUAUCUUCCAGAAGGACCCAGAUGUGAACAUGCUGCAUAUUUUUGUCCUUGGAAAUACGCAGCCUGUUGAGUAUGGCAAGAAGAAGCUGAAGUACCUGCCUUACAACCACCAGCACGAGUACUUCUUCCUCAUCUUCCCACCUCUGCUCAUCCCUGUGUAUUUCCAAAUCCAAAUCAUCUCGACCAUGAUCAAGCGCAGGUUCUGGGCGGACCUAGCCUGGGCCAUCAGCUACUACAUGCGCUACUUCAUCACAUACGUCCCAUUCUACGGCUUUCUGGGGUCACUGUCUCUCCUCACUUUCGUCAGGUUUCUGGAAAGUCACUGGUUUGUGUGGGUCACCCAGAUGAAUCACAUUCCCAUGGACAUCAAUUGUGAGAAGCACAGAGACUGGCUUAGCUCUCAGGUGGCAGCCACUUGCAAUGUCGAGCAGUCCUUUUUCAAUGACUGGUUCACCGGGCACCUGAAUUUUCAAAUCGAGCACCACCUGUUUCCAACAAUGCCACGGCACAAUUUCUGGAAGGUGAAACCUUUGGUGAAGUCAUUAUGUGCCAAGUACGGAGUCCAAUACGAAGAGAAGCCUCUUGGAAAAGCAUUCGUAGACAUCAUUGGGGCCCUCAAGGAAUCUGGAGAUCUAUGGCUGGAUGCUUACCUCCAUAAAUGAACAUGCAUCUUAAUGGGGAGGUGUGAGUGACCGGGAGGGAUGGGGGGGUGUGCGGGGGGGGAAAAUCACACAUGUGUCUUUUACUCUCAGAUUUCAGUCUGUAUCUACCUGCAUGGUUGGAGGGGAGUUUUCUGUCUUGUCAACUGCUCCUGGUGCGGGCUCAGGCAACCUGUUUAACCCAGACAGAUUUAAAAUGUUCUUCAGAGGAUGAAAAGCGAUGCCAGUAUUGCACAAAACAGAAGGUUGGGAGAG